Molecule: messenger RNA, 4161 nt
Organism: Gigantopelta aegis
Lineage: Eukaryota; Metazoa; Mollusca; Gastropoda; Neomphalida; Peltospiridae
Product: gephyrin-like
Exons: 9
Coding region: 37-2952 (971 amino acids)
Biological process (GO): establishment of synaptic specificity at neuromuscular junction; gamma-aminobutyric acid receptor clustering; glycine receptor clustering
Cellular component (GO): cytoplasm; postsynaptic specialization; dendrite
Molecular function (GO): molybdopterin molybdotransferase activity
Source: RefSeq, a predicted model, not a curated record
GUUUUGUGUUAGAGACAUUCCAAGUUAGGCGAAAUCAUGGCGGACAGUUCGGAACAUUUGGAGCGGGAACGCAAGUUGAUACAAGUUGGUAUUUUAACAGUGAGUGACAGUUGCUAUGGUGGUCAUGCAGAAGACAAGAGUGGGAAAAAUCUCAAACAGCUUAUUGAGGCAAACGAUCUGUCCACUGCUAAAAUAUUACAUGCUGAUGUUGUCACUAAGGAGAUUGUACCUGAUGAGCUUGAGAAAAUUAAGGGAAAGUUGGAAGAGUGGAGUGAUCACUUGAAAUUGGAUUUGAUUCUAACAACUGGAGGGACUGGGUUUUCUCCAAGAGAUGUUACUCCAGAGGCUACAAAAGCUGUACUGGAACGUGAGGCUCUGGGCAUCACAAUUGCCAUGAUUGUUGGAUCACUGAAAAUCACCUCUCUGGCCAUGCUGUCUAGAUUGACUUGUGGAAUACGAGGGAAAACAUUGAUCAUAAAUCUUCCAGGAAGUACAAAAGGGUCAGAGGAAUGCUUCAGACUGGCUGUACCAGGUAUUCCCCACGCUGUGGACUUAUUAAAGGAUGCAUCUGCCCAUGUGAAGGUUACCCAUGAUGCACUGCAGUCUCACGGUGUGGCUCAUUCUCACAAUGUGCACAGAAUGAAACACUCCAACCAUGGAUCACAUUCUCACAGUCCAGAGAACACUGGUGAUGUGCAGUUUGAAUCGGUGAGUGCCACCAACAUGACCUCAUCACAGCUCAACCAGGGACAAGAUCUCAUGAAACGAUGUGUCGAAACCUCCGGCCUACCACUAGAUAGCAAUUCACAACACCAUAACGGUGCUCUGAGAGAACCAGUGUCAAUACGUCUUCCCACUAAAACGGUACUACUUCCUCCAACAACACACGACGAUAUCAGCAAUGAUUCAGACAUUAGAAGUUCUGCUGAUCCAGGUCACGUUGAAGGUUGUAUGAUUGGUACGCAGCCAACCAGAAUGUCCGAUAUAUCCGACUUCAGUAAGUUUUAUUUUGUCACCGAUUCAUCCAGUCAGAUGCAGCAGUACAUCAUUGUGAAGAAUGAUGACCAGAUAGUUUGUAGCAGUGGACAGGAUGGAAGCAGUGUUGUUGAUGUGGAUUCAUUUGAUGAUCAUCCUGGUGAUGAUGAAAGUGUGGAUAUAUCUGAUCACGGUGUCAUGCAUACGGCCGUACCAGACCAUACGAUUUUAAUGAUGAAUGAAGGAAACCCGAAUGUGCCCGUCAAUACCAUGAUGUGUGAAAGAAACAUAAUAAAUGUGCCAGCGAGUACAGUGUCAAUGAUGAGUGAAAGAAAUACAGCGAUGCCAAUCGGUAUAAUGUCAGUUGGUAAUGAAGGAAACGAUAAUGUGCCGGUUAAUACAGUGUCAAUGAUAAGUGACAGUAGUGCUGUUCUGCCAGGUGAUAUCGUGUCAGUAACACGUGACAAAAAUGAAAAUAUGUCAGACAAUAUGAUGUCAGUAAGUGCCACAAAGCCAACUGAUCAAGUGAGCACGGUGUCGGUGGUGAGACCAGAGAACACAGUGACAAUGGAAAAUGUGGAUGCCAUUUUGCAUGCAGCUCAAUCACAAGAGAAUGGUAAAGACAUUUAUAACUUUGAUGACAGUCCUGACAAUGUUGACUCUGAUUCGAAGAGCAGAAUGAUUUCACCAGUGAUAGAUAAAGUGGUUAAGUUGAAUACAUCCAGCCCGAUUUUGAAGGCCAACAUCCACAAGAGUUCUUGUCAGGGGGAGGUCAUUUAUGUGCCGGUCGGUACUGCUCUUAAGGAUUUCUUGAAGACACAUCCGUUGAUCCGUGGCAUCUACUUAAACAAGGGAAAGCGGGACCUGAAGCGGGAGUUGGUGGCCCUAAAGCGACAAGACCAUGCUGUCGACACGGGCAGCUGGAAGAGAGGAAGACACAUCCACGAACGGAAUCGGUUCGAUGACUCGUUUGAAUACACGGACGCAGGAAGAAAGAAGAAGUCACAGCUGGAAAGAAAGAAGAUGAGAGACAUGUAUGUUGUCAACUGGUACGUGUGGUGUCCGGGACAUGGCAACUGCUUACGACGCUGUGGGGUAUACGGAUCAUGCAAUGCUGGCUGUGGAGGAAAGAGUCACCGACAGGAUCGACACAACUGUAGUUUCAUGGUCAAUCUGAAGCUGUAUCUUAGCGACCUGACUGAAUGGCGAGUGCACCUCACUGGCUCCCACGUCCCUGAUCAGUCUGGAGUUUCGUGGGAACCUCCACCUCCACACGUACAGCGUCUGUCCGAGGACAGGCGGGACGCUAUCAUCCUGUAUUCAACUGGAAUGACCAACUCGGCCGACAUUUUGGAUGUGCUUUCAAGUGACCCCAACAACGAAAUGGAUGAAGAAAUUGUUUCCAAACGUAAAAUUAGCAGGUUUUUAUCAAGCAUGAAAAAACGUAGGAAGUUCCAUUCGUAUGAUUGUAAGAAAAGUAUACCUGUUGGGGAAAUGUCAGUUAAAAAUACAUCAUUUUGUGAAAGGUCUAACAUACAUAAUAAUACAGCUAAAGAAAGUGUUGAUAAUACUGAAAUUGAAUGUUCUCCUUCUGGAACUGUUUAUCAACAGUUAACUCAUGCUGAGCAGAGAGCAGAAGGUGAUGUCUUAGAGAUAAAAAGCAUAUCCUGUGAUAAGAAUGUUAAAUAUUUCAAGAUUGUUGAUCCCUCGGGUAAUGUUACUUGCAUUAAUACUGGGGACAAACUUUCCAAGUUCUUUGAGAAUAUUGACUGUAACUCUCAAGUGAUCAAUAUGCCUAGUAGUUCUCAGGUGAUCAAUACGACACCCACACCACAUGAAUACAGCCCCAAACUGCCACCCAGUUGUAUGGACGUGAUUGUUGUUAACCCAUCAGAGAUGUCACUUUUACAGGAUUCAGGCUCUUCUGACAUUGGAUCACUGCUUGCAAGAUGUCGGCAACAUGACACAGCAAACUAACUAAAGUGGCAGUAGAAAUUCCCUUCACAAAACUAGAGGAUAUAUCUUUAUUUUUGGAUUUAAUGAAGGUUCUAACAUGUUGAUAUGGGCACAAAGAUCGGCUGUCUAAAAGCUGUUCAGGAUUGAGUUAAAUGCACAAAGAUUACUCUAAAGGUGCUAUUCUGUCUUAUAUUAAAUUAUCUAAGCUUACUUCUGAAUAUUCUAUUUCACAUUUUAUUUUAGGGGCAGAAAAAUAUCUUGAGAUGCUAAAUUUUUGUCAAAUUAAAAAUAUAUAUAUACAUGUUACAUGUCAAAUUAAAAACCAAAAAAAACCCCAUAUUACAUGUCAAAUUAAAAAAAAAAAAUGGAGAUAGCAUUUUUUGGCUCUAAUAGAAUUUCAGGCCUCGAAUUUGGCAAAUAAGAGGGCAAGACCAUUUGGCCUAAACUGAUGGAGAUUUAUGGGAACCAUUACGACCAGAAGGCAGGGCAACAAGGCAAACUUCAACAUGUGUUUCAGCAUAACACGAGAGCACACAUUCAAAAUAAAUAAGUGUAAAAAGUUUCAUGAAUCUUGUUCGAGUAUGAUGAUUAACAUGCAAAAAACAAUUAUGCAUGGCCAGUUUGGCUGUGGAACUAUUGAAGGCAUAGGAGUACAUGAAUAGGGCAUUACAGCAAUUUGCUGCAUGGUCAUAGUUAAAUUCGAGCCCUGCAUUGUGUGAUAUUAAUGGUUUAGUUUAAGUGAAGAUACCUUCUUAAACUUAACAAUUUUAUAACUGUUCAUAUACAAAUAUUUAUUUAUUUAAUUUUUUUAUGGAGAAAAUACUUUUGCAUAUAUAUGUACAUGUAUGUAGUAUGAUCAUCCAUUGACCUGUGUUUGAUGAAUGUUUUUAUCCUGUGCCCGCAUAAACAUGUGUAAGAUUGGUAUUUUUCAUGCAAGAGAUCCUCAUGGAAUACAUAUACAGAACUUCACAUAGUUUUCGCUUCCUAUUUAUUGCACAAGUUUAUCUUGUGCAAGAGUAUAUAUACCAUGAGACGGUGUAGUGGUUGAGUGGUAUGUUCUUGCACAAAAUAAAUGAGUGCAAUAAAUAAGAAGCAAAAACAGCGUAUGUGAACUUCUGUAUUUAUUACAUACUUUCUUUUAUUUUUUACAAAAAUAGUUUUUAAUUAGGGACGGUCCAUAAAUAUCGAUGUGCUUCACAAUCCGAACAAUGUUCGGAAGGGGGAGAGGGG